Messenger RNA from Microdochium trichocladiopsis, 1655 nucleotides. RefSeq lists its product as uncharacterized. Lineage: Eukaryota; Fungi; Ascomycota; Sordariomycetes; Xylariales; Microdochiaceae. The transcript is spliced from 2 exons. The coding region runs from base 1 to 1302 and encodes 433 amino acids. The record is from RefSeq and is a predicted model, not a curated record.
AUGUCUCAACUUCCGGCUCUAGGCCGCACCGCAGCGGUCGGCGACACCACCAUGUCCCAAGCCCAGGUCUCCAUUGAACGCAAAGAGAAAGUCAUCCCUCUCGCCAUGUUCGUUCGCCAGCGCAAGAAGUACAACCGCCUCGCUAUUGAGAGAAACAAGUUGCGCGCCGAACGCAAUGAGCUGGCACGCCAGGUGACCAACGACGUGGUCCCUCGACUCGCGUUUGAGCAAGUCCAGAAGGAUCGGGCCGAUGAACGUGUCCGGACCAGGACGGCUCGCCGCGAGGCCAGAGAGCUGCACUGGGUACUGAUGAAGGAGGCUGAAGUCAGCCGGGACCUCGAGGCCCGCACAUGCGAGGCGGUCCAUCCAGGACUGAACCCCGAGGAUCUCGCAGAGGUCCAGCGCGAGAUUGACCGGCUCCAGCUCGAGAACGAGCGGCUCAAUCUCCGAGCAGCAGAGUAUCCCCAGUGCAAUGAGGUGGAAUAUUGGCGUCUGGAGAACGCCGACCUGCAAUACAGAUAUCGUACCAUCUGGGAAGAGAAGCAGGAGCUCCAAGCCGCCCUUGAUGAAGCCCUGCAGACUGCACCAGUCGAGGCAUCGACCCAGACUCUUGCUUCGAAUGAUGGCACUCAGCACGUCGGAGAAUGCCUCGACACUGCCGAGAACCACGCAAUCGAGAGCGCGUCUGCCGCCGCAACUCAGGAGAAUACUCAAGAAGCGGAGAAUGCCCUGGGAGAGGAGCUUGUUACCAAGUCUGCUUAUAAGGACCAGGGAGAGGAGAACGCUCAGGGAGAGGACACUGCUACCAACGCCGGCAUUGUCGAGCACCCUUCUGAGAGCAUGUCAACCGAGCAUGCCGGAACCAUCGCGGCUGAGGGAGCUGAGACAGACGACGACGACUCGAAGUCGACUGCCCCCUCUGAGAUCCUUGAAGAGGACCACAUCACCGGCUCUGUGUCCUCUUUCCUCCCAGCACCGCCUCCUUCGCGCGCAGAGCAGGACGCCGCGGCCGCAGAGGCAGCAGAGAACAGCGCUGAUAGCCGCUGUGAGAAAUGCCACACCACGACGGAGACCCUGCUGCAGAACUGCGCGAAGUAUCUGCGGGACGUGGAAGCGCAGCAGGACGAGACCGAGUGGCUCGAGCGAGCGCUGGAGUACGAGAAGGAUCGUAAUGCCGAGCUGGAGAAGGAGGUGGAAGAGCUCAAGCUCUACCGUUUUUUCACAGGCUACGCAAUUGCCAGAGGGAUUGUAACACUCGGCAACAUACUGCAAGGUCUGGCUGGCCGCCCCAGAACUGAGUAGACCGUGCCCGUGCAGGUCCGCUCAAGCGAAGGUCAGGGAUCACAAAGCAGCACACUGAGUCAUUUCCCAUCCAGGUUGGGACUACAAGGGUAUUAUGCGUGAUGACAGCCUUCACCUCACAAUCCCAUUCAUGUACAGGACCUGGUUGGCGGGGUAGUUGCAAGGUAAAUACCCCGAGAAGAUUUGAGGCAAGACUUUCGAGAUACGGUCGUCGGAAUUGUUGCCUGAACGAGAAGAUGUUGCGGUUGAGGAAGAACAGCAAGGACUUUCAGAAGAAACAAGUUGUGAAUAUGGCAAGGAGAUUCUCAUAGCAACGACAGAUCAGAUAACCCAGCAUUACUGCACGAGUAUGC